Molecule: messenger RNA, 3447 nt
Organism: Dicentrarchus labrax (European seabass)
Lineage: Eukaryota; Metazoa; Chordata; Actinopteri; Moronidae
Product: synaptotagmin-5
Exons: 5
Coding region: 78-1583 (501 amino acids)
Biological process (GO): calcium-ion regulated exocytosis; vesicle fusion; regulation of calcium ion-dependent exocytosis
Cellular component (GO): axon; synapse
Molecular function (GO): calcium ion binding; phosphatidylserine binding; clathrin binding
Source: RefSeq, a predicted model, not a curated record
CCUGCGCACUGGCGAUGGACCGCUCUCAUAAACAGCGCUCACACUGACUCAACACACACAUCAAAGUAUAUGGGAACAUGUCGCAGUACACUCUGGGAGUUCACCUGCAGAUCCUGCUGGCGGUGGGUCUGGCUGUGUUCUGCUACUGUCUGGUUCUCGGUUGUAUUCUUUGCUGCCGCAGAAGGAAGAGUGUUUCAUCCGAGGACAAGGAGGCAGUUUUCUUGUCUCCUCAUCCUGCAGAGAGGGUGACUGUCACAUUGACUCCGUCUCCAUGUACCCAGCCUGUCAAGCAGCAGUACGAAGAGCUGGAUGGGGACGUGUUGGAAUUCCCUUCCUCCAGAAGCAGCUCUUCUCCCUCCGAGGAUGACCUCACUGCUCUGCCCUUUGACCGCAGCCCUACCAGAUCAGCUGAGCUGGUGCAGUCUCCUGGGUCUUCUUUUCCAAUGCGGCGCCUCAGCACCCCAGCUGUUCCUUGUUCACCUAAUAAACGUGCAAGUCAUGGCAGAGCCUCUCUGCCCUCCCUCACUAAGCUGAGCCUGGUGUCCAAGUCCCGUCGGGCAAUAGGUCGCCGCAGCACAGUGAGCGGUGAAAGUUUUCUUUACAGUGAGAGCAGUCAACUGACUGCCAGUGCUCCCACCCAGCAGGGGGAGCCCUGCCUAUCACAGUAUGGCUCUAACUCUCUCUCCAUCCCCUCCAAGGCAGCUCCUCUCUUGCACUUCUCCUUGCUCUUCUCCUCUGCCUGUGGCACCCUGGUGGUCAACAUCCUGGGGCUCUCAGGGGCCAGUCGAAGGCGCAGUGGGGUGUUUGUUCGGGCCAGCCUUCCUCCCCUCUGCCCCUCCCCGCAGCAGAUAGCCUCUCGGCGCCGCAGCCUCAGCCCAGACCUCCACAGCCAGAGCUUUGUUCUGCAGGUGGGCUCUGUAGAAGAGCUGUGCACCUGCACCCUGAAACUUGCUGUCUACAGCAGGGACUUCUCAGGCCUAAGAGAGGCUGCGCUGGGGGUGGUGGAGCUGCGCUGUGAGCAGGUGGAAUGGGAGCCUGACAUCACCUCCACCUACACCAGGCAGCUUAACCCAACUAAAAGCAAGCUGAAAAAGAGUGUGAGUUCUCAGGAAACACUGGGUCACAGGAAGAGUUCGGUGUGUGUGCCGCGGGCUUUGGGCCAGCUGUUCAUCCUGCUGCAGUACCAGACUGUGGCCCAGCGCAUCAAGGUGAUGGUCCGAAAGGCUGAGAAUCUGGCCAAGCUCACACGGAUCCCUGGAGCUCCAGACCACUACGUUGUCAUCAACCUGCGUCAGGAUGGGAAAAUAAUUGGUACCAAAGAGACCAAAGGGGCCAGCGGUCUAAACCCCGUCUGGAACGCUCCAUUCCUGUUUGACCUGCCAUCUGGUGACAUCACUGAGCUACCGUUGCUCCUUGAGUUUAUCAUCAUGCAGGGCCGUCUCUACACUAAGAGCAGUAUUCUGGGUCGUGUGUUGAUUGGCAGCGAUGCCUCAGAGGCGGGGCAGGGACACUGGAAGGAAAUGUGCAAUCGGGGGCAAACAGAGACGGCUCGCUGGCAUACCAUCCAAUCAGAUGUGCUGUAGGACUGAUAAACUGCGCUGCCGUCCCUCUGCCACCCACUGUGUGAAACAUAUAGAGAUGGAGACAGGUGGGAAUAACGAUUAGUGACUGGGUUGCACGCUCCUCCUGCGCUUUCAGAGUAUUUAUUUUGAGUUCUGUUGUAGAUUUUAUGUGGAUAGUUUUCCAUGUCAUUUAACAACAGAUAGUGUUCAUGAAUCGUAAUGCUGUUUGUAUGGAGAGACAAGUAACAGUCAAAUAUCUAGAUGCACAUGAGUAUCUAAAGAGGGAGAAGCGCUGAUCAGCGUAUGGAGGAGGGAUGUGCUGAAGACAUUGCCUUUGUAAUUAUUUCCACUGUGACUUCUUAAAACUGUUGCCUGUAUAACUGUAUCAUUCUGGUUGUAUGGAUGCAACUUGUGCUGAUGUUGUAGUAUUGUUUGUAUUGUGCCGAGAUGCUACAGAUGUUGAUGUUGACUAGAACUUGAUGGAUGUCUAAAAAUGUGCAACGUUAUUGAGCAUAUAUGUUGCCACUCUGCUUGUGGUGAACUGUGGUGUAUUAGACUGUACCAGUAUUUGUCCACAUACUGUAAACACCUCUCUUUACUAAUAUUGUAUGUAUGAGGCCAUUAUUGUGGCCUCACUUUGUGUGGCAUGCCUGCUGAACUAUUGUUUUAUUUUGUUCAGUUCCCUAGAGGAUUUCUAUCCUUUUCAUCAACUACAAUAAAUGUGGAGGCUUGAUGGUUCACAGAAGGUUUAACGGAGCAAUGUUCAGUCAUCUGCAUUUGGCCUGCUAAUGUGCAGUUAAUCCAUAAUAAAAUAUUUCUGUGAUAGUUUUAACUUUAUUCAUCAAUAGUGCAACAUAUAUGAAUACAAGACUGAAGAACUACUUUACGUUUUGUCUGCUGUGCAACAUGAGGUCUUUGCUAGCCAAAUGAUUGUGACCAAGCAGCAGAGUUAACAUUAUUGUCUAUUAUGCACUACUCAUUCACUGUGGCUGCCUUGCUAUUGGAUUUUACGACUGAUCACAAUCUGCAGCAAUGUCUCUCUUUUUUGAUUUCAUGAGGCCUCUCAAUACAGGUGAGGGCCCUGUGAACAGCAACAUUGAACUUGAUUGCAUGAUGACUCUAAAAAACAGCCGGACUGUCUUAGCACAGACUUUCUCUGCAAUGAGCUGAACACCGUUAAAUAGAAGCUGAAAUACAUGUGAUCUAUUUUAGACAGACUUGCACAUUUAGUACAUUUAUAAGGCUGUCAGAAACCAACUAAUGAAUUAAAUCAUCAUUCAGUCAAUCAAUGCAAAAUGUAUCACAUAUAGAUUCAACUUUUUUGCAUUCUCUUCUUUUUUGAAGAGAAGUUGAAUGAUUAGUUAAAGUUAAAGUUAAAGUUAGACAACUGAAGCAAAUAAAGGUUACUCAGUGGGAACAGGAAUAUUAAAUUUUGUCCUCUUCUUAGCCACAAUACACACAGUAAUAUUAUUAUUUUAUUUGAGGGAUUAAGCUGACAUUUAUCUGGUCUCGCACUGUCAGCAUUAAAAACAGUUUAAAGGGCAACACCAUUGUGCAGACUAAAGAUGUGAUAAACAUGUUGUAACACUUUCAUCUCAAUAUUUGAAAAAUAUGAUACCUGCUCUAACAAAUUGAAGGGGGUUUGAACAUAACAAUUUUUGACAUAUACAUAUAAUGACACUUGUUUUUUUAACACUAACAUGUUUGUGGUUUCUAGAAAGGAAUUGUUGUGCUGUGUUUAUAUUAAUUGUAUAUUGACCAUGUUGUAGCUUGCCAGUGGCAUGUAUUGUCUCAAUUGUAUAUAAAUGUCUUUGCUUUUAAAAGGGAACAGUUUCAAAGAAUUUAGAAUAAAUUCAUAUAUUAAAUAAAGGAAUUUUGUCAAUCA